Candida dubliniensis CD36 is the source of this 7404-nucleotide messenger RNA. RefSeq names its product Chk1p (gene CHK1). The record is from RefSeq and is a predicted model, not a curated record. The transcript has a single exon. Gene Ontology annotation, biological process: protein phosphorylation; phosphorelay signal transduction system. Gene Ontology annotation, molecular function: ATP binding; phosphorelay sensor kinase activity; protein binding. The coding region runs from base 1 to 7404 and encodes 2467 amino acids. NCBI's taxonomy places the organism in Eukaryota, Fungi, Ascomycota, Pichiomycetes, Serinales, Debaryomycetaceae.
AUGUCUAUGAAUUGUUUUAAUUCACACGAAAAUGCAAGGGACUGCGAGAAGGAAACAAUUACGACGACAGAAUAUCAUGAAUCUGAACAACCAGACGUGAAAGCUAUACGAAAUUUCAAAUUCUUCAAGAUGGAUGAGGCAGAAACUAAAAACAAUUCAAACUUGCAAAUUUCAAAUUUGUCUCCCCUUGAUUCACAGUCAGAGCCCCCUUCAGUCCUAAGCUUGAAUCAUUCAACAAUACCAGAACAAUAUGAACGAAGUCAAGGCACUCCCGACCCACUACACACGCCAGAAAUUUCAUUGAGCGAUUAUUUAUAUGACCAAACAUUAAGUCCCCAAGGCUUUGAUAAUAGCCGUGAAAACUUUAACAUCCAUCAAACUAUCGCCAGUUUAUUUGAAGAUAAUUCGUCAGUUAUAUCGCAAGAAUCUGUUGAAGACACCAAAACAACACUAUCACUGGAAACAACUGAUAACCUAUCGUUAAGUAAUGCAUCAUAUUUGACUAACAUUAACUUUGUACAAAAUCAUUUAGAAUACCUUAGUCAAAAUUUCCUGGGAAAUCCCUCUUCCAAUGGGUUGCUGCCGUCAUCAUCAUCAUCAUCACAGAUAGAUUUUGAUGCCGCAAAUUUGACACCCGAAUCAAUACCAGGGUACAUUCUCAACAAGAAGUUUGGCCCAGUACACCAACUGACCGACCUGGUAUACAAUGCCAUCAAGGUUGCUCAAAACAAGACAAACGAUUUCCAUAGCAAUGCUGUCGCUAGUCAAAAACCAUUAGAUUUGAAUUCUAAAGUAAUAGUGAGACUAUCACCUAAUAUUUUUCAUAACCUAUCACUUUCGCGUUUUCUCAAUGAAUGGUACAUAUUAUCUGGGAAACACAGCUCGAAGAAACAUAGAGUAUGGUCCAAUGAAUCUCUUACUAAUGAAUAUGUACAGAAGAAAACAAUCCCCAUAUUUGAUAAAGAAGAUGCCCGUUUCAGGCCAACUUUGCCAUUAAAUAUACCUGGUGUCUUGUACCCGCAAGAGAUUUUAAACUUUCGUGUGAACAGCGAUGAUUAUCCACUUAAACAGGCCUCACCGUCCACUAAUCAGAAAAGGUUUGCCAUGGUAUACCCAGACAACGAUUAUAAGACCUUCAAGCAGCUCAGCAUGCUCGCUGUGUAUGAACAACAAACUAGACAGGGGUCAUUUUCCUCCGACGAGGCACGACGAAAAUCCAGCAGCGGUUUUAAUGUAGGUGUCAAUGCACCCACCAUUGAAGCUGGGUCUUUGGAUUCUUUAGGUACAUUGAUGCAGAAUCACCAUCUAGGAACAAAUUCAACCAACGGAGAUCCACUUCAUUCAAAACUAGCAAAGUUUGACUAUGAGAUCAUUAAGCUGCCCAUGAAAUUAAUAGAAGUUUUGACGGAUAUAAUGAGAGUUGUCGAAACAAUUAGUGUUAUUCACGAACUAGGAUUUGUUCACAAUGGGCUAACUAGCAAUAAUUUGUUAAAGUCAGAGAAAAACGCCAGAGAUAUCAAAGUCACUGGAUGGGGGUUUGCUUUCAGUUUUUCUGAAAAUUGUAGCCAUGGUUACAGAAAUAAACACUUGGCUCAAGUUCAAGAUUUGAUACCUUACAUGGCACCUGAGGUGUUGGCCAUUACAAAUUCGGUUGUAGAAUACCGGUCGGACUUCUACUCGUUGGGGGUAAUAAUGUAUGAGUUAAUAUUAGGUACUUUGCCAUUCAAAAAUAGCAAUCCACAGACAUUAAUUAGAAUGCACAAUUUUGAAAAGCCAAUAGCUCCCAGUAUGUUGGCACCAAGUUGGAUUUCAGAAAAAUUGAGUAGCGUUGUUAUGAAAUUGUUAGAGAAGAAUCCACGCAACAGGUAUAGCGAUUGCCACUCAUUGCUCCAUGAUUUGACUGAAGUUAAGAAUAUGUACAUUAGCAAAUUAUUGGAAUCAGGAGAAAGUGGUCAAACUGGUAACCUCAAUUUAAGUGAUCAGCAAUACUAUUUGGCUAAAGAGAUUGUACCACAUCCUGAGAAAAUGGGAGUCAUCCCUGUGCUUGGAUUGAGAGAGCAUUUCAUUGGAAGAGGAGAUUUUUUGCAAAAUGUUACUGAAACCUACAACAGCAAUCAGAAUGGGGUUGAUUUAGUUUUUAUAUCUGGCGAAAGCGGGAGAGGUAAAUCGUUAAUACUACAAGAUCUCCAAGCAGGGGCAGUUUUGAAACACAAUUUUUAUUACUCCUGGAAGUUUAGCUUUUUUGGAGCAGAUACUCAUGUCUACCGGUUUCUUGUUGAAGGUGUUCAAAAGAUAAUAACUCAAAUUUUAAACUCUUCAGAAGAAAUUCGAAAUACAUGGAGAGAUCUAAUUUUGACACACAUUCCUAUAGAUUUAAGCAUAUUGUUUUAUUUGAUCCCUGAAUUAAAAGUACUAUUGGGGAAAAAAUACACUUCUAUUUACCAACAUAAAGUUGGAAUGGGGACGCUGAGAAAUACUCUCAAAGAAAACCAAACAUUGAGACUCGAAAUUAAAUUGAGACAAAUUCUAAAGGAGUUUUUCAGACUCAUUGCUAAACAAGGUUUGUCGAUUUUUUUGGAUGAUGUGCAAUGGUGUUCAGAAGAAUCAUGGAGAUUGUUAUGUGACGUUUUAGAUUUUGAUUCAUCUGGAGAGGCAAAAGAGGGUGUUAGCAUUAAAGUAGUAGUGUGCUAUGCCUUGAAUGCGGACCAUUUAGAGAAUGUUGAUACAGAACACAAGAAAGUUUCCUUUUGCCGAUAUGCCAAACAAAGUAACUUGAAUUUGCAUGAGUUUAAUAUACCCCAUAUCCCACUAGAAGAUGCCAUCGAUUUUUUGUGUGAGCCAUACGUGAAACUGGACUACCGAUUGAGCGGCGAACAUUUGAAUCUAGUUGAUAAUUUAAAUGACACAAAUAAAAACCCCAACGACAACCUUAAAGCUAUCCCCACGAUAAUUCAAGAGUUAUAUCAAUCCUCAGGCGGAAAUGUUUUACUAUUAGUUUUUUUGACAAGAAUGACAAAACUAUCUGGAAAAGUUCCAUUCUCACACUUUUCUAACAGAGAUUCACAUUUAUAUGACUAUUUACUGAAUAACAAUUACGGAUCCACUAGAAAUGAGAUUCUUGCAAAUUAUUUGAAUAUGGGAACCAGUUCAGACGCAAGAGCCUUGCUUAAAAUCGCCGCGUUAAUUUCCAGUGGGUCAGGGUUCUUUUUUUCAGACUUAAUUGUCGCCACAGACUUACCGAUGGCUGAAACAUUCCAGCUAUUACAGAUAUGUAUUCACUCGAGAAUAAUUGUUCCCACUAGCACAUAUUACAAAGUGCCUAUGGAUUUAAUAGCUUCUGACCAGACUCCAUUUGAUUUAACAGAUGAUAAUAUUUGGAAAUUGGCAACUUUAUGCAGCUACAAGUUCUUUCACGAUUCUAUUUGUACUCAUAUCAUUAAAGAAUUGAACGCCAGUGGCGAGUUCAAAGAACUUUCUAGACUAUGCGGAUUGAGGUUUUACAAUACCAUUACAAAGGAACGUCUACUAAAUAUUGGUGGCUACCUUCAAAUGGCUACUCACUUUAGAAACUCAUACGAGGCAGCAAGGCCGGAAGAAAACGAAAAGUAUGUCGAAGUGUUAGUCCAGGCAGGAAGAUAUGCCAUAUCAACUUAUAAUAUGAAAUUGUCUCAAUGGUUUUUCAAUGUUGUUGGUGAAUUGGUAUAUAACCUUGAUUCAAAAACUCAGUUAAAAUCCGUAUUAACAAUAGCCGAGAAUCAUUUUAAUUCUUGCGAAUUUGAACAAUGCCUAAAUGUUGUUGAAAAUGCACAGAGGAAAUUUGGUUUUGACAGGUUGAUAUUUUGCAUUCAAAUAAUUCGUUGCAAAAUUGAGCUAGGUGAUUAUGACGAGGCAAACCAAAUUGCAAUUGAAUGUCUUCAAGAAUUAGGUGUUCCAUUAAAUGAUGACGAAUGUGUAGGCAAAAACCUGUUUGAAACGUUUCUGGGAAAAAUACCGCUUUCCGUGGCCGAAAUUAGAGGUAUUUUGAAAAUCAAAAAGUGCAAAAACUCACGAACUUUGCUAAUGUAUCAGUUAGUUUCCGAGCUUAUUGUCCUUUUCAAGGUUCAAGGUAAAGACAGAAUGAGAAAGUUCCUCACGGCUUAUGCCAUGAGUCAAAUUUACUCACAGGGAUCUUCUCCUUAUUGUGCAGUUAUUCUUAUAGAUUUUGCACAAUCACUUGUCAACGAACACACAACGUCAGGAAUGCUCAAAGCAAAAGAACUCAGUGUUGUUAUGUUAUCAUUAGUUAAUAGAGCACCAGAAAUAUCUUUGUCAUAUGUUCAAUCUAUUUAUGAAUACUAUUUCAGUUGCCAUGCAGUAUUGUUUGAAUCAAUUGAAAAAAUGCUGGAUCUUAUAAAUCCCGGUAAUGCGAGUUCGGAUUGCACAAGACUGUCUUUUUAUUCAUCUUUUCAUUUGAUGGUUCAUGUUUCCAAAAUAUUCUUUUCGUGCAUGAAUGGAGAAGGGUUAAAAAUGUUCUCAGCAUCCAGGGCCAAAUCAUAUUUACUAGGGGAUUCUCAUACGACUGAAAUGGAUAAUUUUUUGUAUGAUAGUGAAAUGUUACUUUGUGGGCAUUCAAAAUUGAAUGAAUUUAUGAUCAAAUAUCAGUCCUUCAACCAAACUUCUGUUGGUAAAUUUUGUUAUUAUUUAAUUGUGUUAUGUGUAAUGGCACGCGACAAAAGAUUUGACGACGCUGCCAGUUUGAUUUUACAAGUUGUGGAAGAUCUACUGGAAUCAUUGCCCGUGUCUUUUUUGCACCAUCAAUAUUACUUAAUUUGUGGUAAAGUGUUUGCUUAUCGUCAGACAAAAAUGCCAGAAAGUGAUGAACAAGUGGAGCAUAUUUUGGAACGUCAAUUUGUGCGGUAUGAAUUAUGGGCGCUGACUAAUGAGUCCAUACUUCUUCCGAGGUACUUGUUGUUAAAUGCGUAUAAACAGAUUAGAGAAAAUAACGUUGACAAGUUGGAAAUAUUAGAUUCCUUUGAGGAGGCAUUGCAAACGACUCAAAGAUACCACAAUGUAUACGAUAUGUGUUGGAUUAAUUUUGAAUGCGCAAGGUGGUUAAUUAACAUAAAACAGAAAAGGCACAGAAUCUCAAGAAUGGUUAAACAAGGUCUUAAAAUUAUGAGAAGCUUAGAAUUGAAAAAUCAUUUGAGAUUGUCUGAAAUUGAGUUUGGUGAAUACAUCGAGGACGAACAUCAGAAAAAUAAAUGGGCAGGGUUGACUGAUAAUCUAGUAUUGGAUAGUGUAGCUACCUCGCAACAACAAAAUAUGGAGAGUAGGUUAUCUUCCAAUGAUGACAAGCAAUCUGUUCGGGGAAAACAUUAUACUAAAAAAGAGCUUGACAACCAUUUGCUUAGAUUGCACCUUGAUGGCCACGGAACAAGUAUAGAUUUGAAUUCUGCAAUUUGUGAAUGUCUAGCUAUAUCGGAAGCCCUAGACGAAAAUUCGAUUCUCACCAAGUUGAUGGCAUCAGCCAUUAAAUAUUCAGGUGCCACAUACGGAGUAAUAGUUACCAAGAAAAACCAAGAAACGCCUUUUCUUAGAACAAUUGGAUCGCAGCAAAAUAUUCACACAUUAAACAAUAUACCAAUUUCUGACGACAUUUGCCCCACUCAAUUGAUUCGUCACGUAUUGCACACAGGGGAAACGGUGAACAAGGCUCAUGACCAUAUAGGGUUUGCCAAUAACUUUGGAAACGAGUAUUUUCAAGCAACGGACAAAAAAUACUCAGUUGUGUGCUUGCCAUUGAAGAGUCAGCUUGGAUUCUUCGGAGCAAUUUAUUUAGAGGCUGGUGAAGGUAGUUUUGGACAUGAAGAUUUGUUCAAUGAACGAAAGUGUGAUUUGUUGCAACUUUUUUGCACACAAGCAGCUGUGGCUUUGGGCAAGGAGCGUUUACUUUUACAGAUGGAGGUAGCAAAAAUGGCAGCAGAAGACGCCACUGAUGAAAAGGCUAGUUUUUUGGCGAACAUGUCGCAUGAAAUACGAACUCCGUUCAAUUCUUUAUUGUCAUUUGCUAUAUUUUUAUUAGACACUAAAUUGGAUUCUACUCAAAGAGAAUAUGUCGAGGCAAUUCAGAGCUCAGCAAUGAUUACAUUGAAUAUUAUUGAUGGGAUUCUUGCAUUUUCAAAAAUUGAGCAUGGGUCAUUUACAUUAGAAAAUGCUCCAUUUUCUUUAAAUGAUUGCAUUGAAACCGCUAUUCAAGUAAGUGGGGAAACGGUUUUAAAUGACCAGAUUGAGUUGGUGUUUUGUAACAAUUGCCCAGAGAUUGAAUUUGUGGUUGGUGACCUCACGAGGUUUAGACAGAUUAUAAUCAAUUUAGUGGGCAAUGCUAUAAAGUUUACGACAAAAGGUCAUGUCUUGAUCUCCUGUGAUAGCCGAAAACUUACAGAAGAAAGGGUUGAAAUUAAUGUGUCUGUUCAAGAUUCUGGUAUUGGAAUCCCAAAGAAAUCUCAAAAUAAGGUGUUUGGAGCUUUUUCACAAGUGGAUGGGUCUGCCAGAAGACAGUAUGGAGGCUCUGGAUUAGGGUUAGCGAUAUCAAAGAAAUUGACUGAGUUAAUGGGUGGUACUAUUAGAUUUGAAAGUGAGGAAGGGAUUGGUACAACAUUCUUUGUUAGCGUCAUUAUGGACGCAAAAGUGUACUCAACCCCGCCAUUCAGUUCAAAUAAAAAGUGCUUGAUCUACAGCAAGCAUCGUCUUACUGCCAAGUCAAUUGCAAAGAUACUUAAGUAUUUUGGAUUGACAGUUGAAGUCACUAAUGACAAAUCAGACUUUUUAGCUUCCGUUGCAUCUAAUGAUAUCGUUUUUAUUGAUCGUGGAAUGGAAACUAAUGCCAGUGGCGCAGCUAAAGUUAUCCCUAUUGAUGCAAAACCUUUUAAAAGGAACAAACUCAUUAGUAUCCUCAAAGAACAACCGAGUUCACCUGCAAAAGUGCAUGGGACUAACGAAUUUGAUUUAUCAAAAAAAUAUCCCUUAAGAAUACUACUAGCAGAAGACAAUCUUUUGAAUUAUAAAGUAUGUUUGAAGCAUUUGGAUAAAUUGGGUUACAAGGCAGAUCAUGCAAAGGAUGGAGUAAUAGUUUUGGAUAAAUGCAAAGAAUUACUAGAAAAAAAUGAAAAAUAUGAUGUCAUCUUGAUGGAUAUUCAAAUGCCUCGUAAGGAUGGUAUUACUGCUACAAGGGAUUUGAAGACAUUAUUUCACACGUACCAAAAGGAAAGCUGGUUACCGGUGAUCGUUGCAUUGACAGCUAAUGUUGCUGGAGAUGACAAAAAGAAGUGUUUAGAGGAGGGAAUGUUUGAUUUUAUUACCAAGCCCAUUUUACCGAAAGAGCUUAGGCGUAUUCUAACAAAGGUGGGUGAAUCUGUGAAUAUAUAA